AUUUUCUUCUUAAAUUGCCAUUUUCGCUUUAGGAGAUGAAUGUUUUCCUUUGGCUGUUUUGGCAAUGACUCUGAAUUAAAGCGAUGCUAACGCCUUUUUUCCCCCUAAUUGUUAAAAGCUAUGGACUGCAGGAAGAUGGCCCGCUUCUCUUACAGUGUCGUUUGGAUCAUGGCCAUUUCUAAAGCCUUUGAGCUGGGAUUAGUUGCCGGGCUGGGCCAUCAGGAAUUUGCGCGUCCAUCUCGGGGAGACCUGGCCUUCAGAGAUGACAGCAUUCGGCCCCAGGAGGAGCCUGCAAUUCGGCCUCGGUCUUCCCAGCGUGUGCCGCCCAUGGGGAUACAGCACAGUAAGGAGCUAAACAGAACCUGCUGCCUGAAUGGGGGAACCUGCAUGCUGGGGUCCUUUUGUGCCUGCCCCCCCUCCUUCUACGGACGGAACUGUGAGCACAAUGUGCGCAAAGAGAACUGUGGGUCUGUGCCCCAUGACACCUGGCUGCCCAAGAAGUGUUCCCUGUGUAAAUGCUGGCACGGCCAGCUCCGCUGCUUUCCUCAGGCAUUUCUACCCGGCUGUGAUGGCCUUGUGAUGGAUGAGCACCUCGUGGCUUCCAGGACUCCAGAACUACCACCGUCUGCACGUACUACCACUUUUAUGCUAGCUGGCAUCUGCCUUUCUAUACAAAGCUACUAUUAA
Messenger RNA from Nomascus leucogenys (northern white-cheeked gibbon), 687 nucleotides. It is a transcript of the gene CRIPTO, whose product is annotated as cripto, EGF-CFC family member. Gene Ontology annotation, molecular function: growth factor activity. NCBI's taxonomy places the organism in Eukaryota, Metazoa, Chordata, Mammalia, Primates, Hylobatidae. The record is from RefSeq and is a predicted model, not a curated record.